Hydatigera taeniaeformis is the source of this 540-nucleotide messenger RNA. The record is from the annotation of a GenBank genome assembly. Lineage: Eukaryota; Metazoa; Platyhelminthes; Cestoda; Cyclophyllidea; Taeniidae.
AUGGAGGAGGUUGUUCUGGUAGAACCUUGGUUCAAAAUCAACGCUAAACCAUUCAAACAGGGCCUGAGUAAUUGCGUGAAACGGUGGAGCCUCCUGUUCAAGAACUACUUGGUCGACUUCGUGACUAACAGCUUAAGUGAUCUGACUGAAUUCAUCAAGAGUUCGACUGAGACGCUGCAAGAUGAUCCGAAACCCGGUGACUACGAUCGCCUGGUGGAGGCGAUGAGCUGCCUCGGCGCCGUAAAAGCCCGUCAAUCUGCCACCGACUCAAUGUUUGAACCACUGAAGGAAACUGCUGAUUUGCUGAAGUCCUACGGCCAAGAGGAGCUGCCUCGGAGGUGGAACAACUUAAAGAAGAGAGUUGUGCUGAUGAAGCAGGUGGUGGCUCCACUACAAUCGGAUGAGGUUGCAAAGGUGCGAAAGUGGGCUACAGAAUUCGAGAUGACACAAAACAAGUAUUACAAGGAAUUCCUCGAAAUCACGCCCUUCCAAUAUGAGUGCGAGGAGCCCUACACCGUGCUAGACAAGGUAGGCAUGUAA